Messenger RNA from Daktulosphaira vitifoliae (grape phylloxera), 764 nucleotides. RefSeq lists its product as uncharacterized. The transcript is spliced from 9 exons. The record is from RefSeq and is a predicted model, not a curated record. NCBI's taxonomy places the organism in Eukaryota, Metazoa, Arthropoda, Insecta, Hemiptera, Phylloxeridae. The coding region runs from base 87 to 629 and encodes 180 amino acids.
UAUAUGCUCCAUAGUGUCUUUUUUUCAUUAUCUAAAACAAUUUUUGGGGGAUACACUUAUUUUAUUCAGUAAACAAUUUUAACAAAAUGAUUCAGUUAAAAUUACAUUCAAUUAUUUAUUUGAUUUUAAUUAAAGGAUUUAGUGCCCAGAUUGUAGAUUCGGAACCAAAUGAUAAAGACGAUAAUGAUAAAUGUACUAUUUGCAUGGUAAAUAAUAAUACUAUAAUUAUUACAAAUUGUGGUCACAAAUUAUGUGACAAUUGUGCUCUAAAUAUUCGAAAAAAAUCUCAAAAAACUUAUGGUGAAAUUCCUGUAUGUCCAUAUUGCCGAGCUCAAAUGAUAGAAUUUACAAGAGAAGGAAAUGAGUUCAAGGAUUUAUUACCCUAUAUUGAUGAUGGUGAAUGCAAAAUUUGUUUAUUAAACAGAGGUGUAUCAUUACUAAGUCCAUUUUGUGGGCACAAGUUAUGUUUAUAUUGUGCAAAUAACUUAAUAACUCAAGCACAAAACAAUAAAGCUAAUCCUCUUCAUUGUAAAUUUUGCGGAAAGAAAACAAACCACUUUGAAAAAAAUAUUAAGGUGUUUAAUCAAUUCGAUGUGAGACAUUUGAAAGGUUUAAUUACGUUGUUAUAAGUUAUCAUUGAAUGCAACUUUUAUAGUUUUCGUAAGUAUGUAAUUAGUAUUAAUUUCAAUUUCACUAUUCAACAUAUUAUAUUUAAUAAUUAAUUUAUAUAAAUUAGUAGAUUUAAUAUUAAUUCUGUCACUUUU